AUGGACUUAGCCUUUUACAAUAACAACAAGUACACACUUAACUACCAAAAUGAAGUCACCAAGAAAAUCGUGCGGAAGAUACUGAACCGGUUGGGGGAGAACAGACAGGGCGAAUCGCCUGGCACGGCUGACUGCAGCAGGAAAAAAAUCGUGGACUACUUCGCCGAGGCCGAGCUGCUCUUCACCCUGCACGACCUCUCCCAAUCAGGCGAAGUGGACAUCAUGUUGUUUCCCCAAAUGGCCAGGCAGCUGAAGCAAGUGUACGACGCGCCCCAAGUGAGGAAAUUCCAAAAAGAAAUGAACAUAAAACAAAUAAGCAAAAUGAAUCUACCAAUGUUCCUGACUCUAUUGAAGCGAAAGUUGUUCCAAGUCAUCGACGAGGAAGGCACGUUCGACAAACACUUUAACGUUUUGGAUAUGCAAAAAAAAAACGCCGUUGAUUUGGACGUCCUACGGACCUAUUUAGGGUUGGUGGGUGAUAAAGUCAGCCCCGAAGAUUUUGACUUUUUCGUGAAGUGCAGCACGCAGGGGGAGGGCCUGCUCCCGGGGGAGGGGGGGGCCCUUCCGCCGAGUGGCGAACCCACCCGCUUGCUUGCCAUCACCGCAAAGCAGUACAGGGACAUGCUCACGUGUUAUCAGCACAUUUGA
This is a messenger RNA of Plasmodium vivax (malaria parasite P. vivax), 648 nucleotides long. RefSeq lists its product as hypothetical. The transcript has 2 exons. The record is from RefSeq and is a predicted model, not a curated record. The coding region runs from base 1 to 648 and encodes 215 amino acids. Lineage: Eukaryota; Apicomplexa; Aconoidasida; Haemosporida; Plasmodiidae.